AUGUUAUGUCUCAGUUUGCUCGCCUUCUGGGCGACGAACUCGUAUGGUGUAGCUAUUGUUAUUCCCGCUUUCAACAGCUCGACCACCGCUACGAGGACUGUCAGUGUGCCAUCAACCAUUACUACAGGACCGGCCACAACCAACCCAGUCGCCAUCAACACAUGCUCGUACUACAAUAAAACCGAGUCGCGGACACUAUGGGACAAUCCAUGGUGCAGCAUGUAUGCUGGAACGGUUGACUUGGUCUACUGGCCUACCAACGACAACUACUCAUACCCAUCAACUUUCUACGACGACAAAAUUGAUUACACAUAUUCGUCGCCGUCGGUGUACAUGGUUGUCAACACGUUAUAUGGCUGGAAUCCUUGCGGCUUGUUGGGGCCUUCGACCAGCAGAGAGGUCUUCGCCUUUGACCUGACUGAGGUGUCCACGCUUGUUCCAUACACUCAAUCGACGGCGACCACCCGACGAGGUACUAGACAGCUCUACCUUAGCGAUUUGGGCACACACUGCACGGGCUCGUACAAUCAGACGGAACUUGCGACGCAACUACACCCAAUGAAAGACGACGAUACCCGGUGCAACCCCUUCCUGGUCGUUCCUGCAGCUGUCAAGAGAUAUGGACACCCGUACUGGCUUCACUGCAACGUCGCGAACAACAAGUUUGCCGCCCACUCUGCGUCCACCAAGGCGACGGCUCCUAGUGGACCGGAGAACACUGAGCCUGCUGCUACCACCACCGACCUAGACAAUACCGGUUCCAGUGAUGCCACCCCACAGAAGACCGACUCUGCUACUGCCGAUCCAGAGAGCACCAUUGCCAAUGAUGCCAGCACCUCGGCCGGUGGAGAUACUGUUGUUGCCAAGCCAGGAAAUACCGAAACUGCUGCAGCCAACCCCAGCGAUUUCACAGAUGCGCCAGUAGAUGAUGGGAACCCUCAGCCAGCUGCUGCUACCAACAUAGCGCACGAAACCGUGACGGGAGUGGAGGCCCAGUUUGACACGGCCGCCUACUCCGAUGGCGUUGUGUCGACAGCCUCGGAGCAGGUGGUCAGUCUCGGAGCAGACGGUCUUAAGGUCGUGGACCCCGACACCGGAAAAUCCUCUACCUACGGUAGCACGGUGCCUACUACUAAAGUCGUCUACGGCGGUCAAACGUUGACUCUGGGAGGCCCGGCUGUAACGGUUACCAAUGUCGUCGUCGUAUCUCCUGGUCCCGCGAACCUAGCCAGCGCUACUGACGCUGCAGGCUCGGGCCCCAACACGCCCAUUGCAACCCCUUCUACGGUGCCGGACUCGUCAGCGAACAGGAUUUAUGGAGGCGUUGUUGGGCUGCUUCUGGCCCUCAUGACUUCUAUCUGGGUGUAG
Penicillium arizonense is the source of this 1368-nucleotide messenger RNA. RefSeq lists its product as uncharacterized. The transcript has 5 exons. The record is from RefSeq and is a predicted model, not a curated record. The coding region runs from base 1 to 1368 and encodes 455 amino acids. NCBI's taxonomy places the organism in Eukaryota, Fungi, Ascomycota, Eurotiomycetes, Eurotiales, Aspergillaceae.